AGCUGCCCCGUGGCUACGUGCUGGAAACAUAUUGAGAAACUACUUGAAUGUUACGCCGGGACAUUCUGUAAACUUUAUACUCCUUUCUGUUCUACAACGUUUCCUGACUUCUGCUGGGUUACUUAACAUAGUUCUGUGCUGGAGUCACAAGACAAAGUGGCAUAUGAAAUGGCAGAGAAUGGCACUGAUUGUGAACAGAGGCGCGUUGGCAUGCCUAAAGAACAAAACAACGGAAGCUUUCAAGACCCCUCCUUUAUGUGUAACAGGAAGAGAAGGGACAGAGAAGAAAGACAAAGUAUUGUUCUCUGGAGAAAACCACUAAUUACCUUACAGUAUUUUAUCCUGGAAGUCCUAAUAAAUUUGAAGGAAUGGAGUGUAAGAUUAUGGCACCGUCGGAUGAUGGUGGUGUCUGUUUUGUUGCUGCUUGCAGUUCUUUCAGUAGCGUAUUAUAUAGAAGGAGAACAUCAACAGUGUGUGCAGUAUAUUGAGAAAAAAUGUUUAUGGUGUGCCUACUGGGUAGGCUUAGGAAUACUGUCCUCAGUUGGACUUGGAACAGGUCUUCAUACCUUUCUACUUUAUUUGGGCCCACAUAUCGCCUCUGUGACCAUUGCUGCUUAUGAAUGUAACUCUGUAAAUUUCCCAGAACCACCUUAUCCUGAUGAAAUUAUGUGUCCAGAUGAAGAAGGUACAGAAGGAGCCAUUUCCCUUUGGACAAUAAUAUCAAAAGUGAGGCUGGAGGCAUGUAUGUGGGGAGCGGGCACAGCCAUUGGAGAAUUGCCUCCAUAUUUUAUGGCCAGAGCUGCUCGACUUUCCGGAGUAGAAACAGAUGAUGAAGAAUAUGCAGAAUUUGAAGAGAUGCUUGAACAUGCUCAGACUGCACAGGACUUUGCAACACGCGCAAAAUUAACUGUUCAAAAUCUAGUACAGAAAGUUGGAUUUUUGGGGAUCUUGGCUUGUGCUUCCAUUCCCAACCCACUGUUUGAUCUGGCAGGGAUUACAUGUGGGCACUUUCUUGUUCCUUUCUGGACUUUCUUUGGCGCCACACUGAUAGGCAAAGCUAUCAUAAAAAUGCACAUCCAGAAGCUCUUUGUUAUCAUAACGUUCAGCAAGCACAUUGUGGAGCAGAUGGUGUCCCUAAUCGGGGUUAUUCCAAGCAUCGGUCCGUCCCUACAGAAACCCUUCCAGGAAUAUCUGGAAGCUCAGAGGAAAAAACUGCAUCAUAAAGGAGACAGCGGAACACCCCAGAGUGAAAACUGGCUAUCGUGGGCGUUCGAGAAGCUGGUGAUCAUUAUGGUUUUCUAUUUCAUUCUGUCCAUCAUCAACUCCAUGGCACAGAGUUAUGCCAAACGGGUUCAGCAGAAAAAGUUGUCUGUAGAGAAGACUAAGUAAAGGGAUUACACCCUGGGAAUUGGGAAGGAAAGGGGGGGGGGGUGAAUGGUGAUAAAAGACGAUGCUUCUAAAUGGAACUUCAACUGACAUGAUUAACCGUUAAAUUCAAAGUAACAAAUCUGGAGCGCAUUUACUUGUUCCAAAUUAUUAUUUUCUAUUUUUUUUACAAUAUAAAAAAAUAACACAUUUAUUAUGCGAGUUCAGAGAAGUCUAUGUGGAAAUGUGAGACGCCAUUUUCAUGAGCUUUUUUUUUUUUUUUUCUUAUGACACGUUCCUGUUUUUUUUUCUCUAACCUUUCAAAUUCUCUCUUAAAGCUUUCUGAGUGGCAGAAAGGUUUGCAAACCUUUUUUUUUUUUUUGCACACACAUUAGAUAUAUAAUGAUGAAGUUGGACAAUGCAGAGCACUGGUCUCUAGCCCCCUUCAGAUUUUAAAGAAACAGGUGCUGAAAAAUGAACUUUAAUGUACUAUUGCCAUUGCAGAUAUUUUCUGUCUUAUUGGAACUGGAUGUGCUCCUUUCAUGUCUGUAACUUUAUUCUGGAGGGCUACAUUGGUGGAUUGCUGUGCAGUCUCUUGUACCUCCAUCCAGAUCUCUUAAUAUGUUUAUAAUGUUUGUGGAACUUCAGAAACAAAGACUAAUUACUUUUCCCAGUGUCUGAAGUAUCAGUUUUCUGGCGUAUACAUGUACAUGGAUAUAACCACAGGCUUUAAACUGGGUGAUUUCAAUGCCCGCAGCUUUGACCUGACACAAGGCAAACACCAUGCAGGUAUAUUUGUAUGUGACGAGCCAUCAGUUGUAGUCACCCUAUGUGAAAUACAGCAGAUUUGGCAAGCACUGGUGCAUAUUGGGUUAUUCUAGGUUACUUUCUCUCUUGUAAGGAGAUGCCAGCAGUGGAAGGGAAUAGUAAUCAGUGCUGUCACUUCUUUUCACUGAAACCAUUGCACAAAAUUGGUACCUGUCCAAUUCUGUAAAAAUGACAUUGUUUUUCUUUUUUUUUUUUUCUAAAUUCUGUACAUAUAGAAUGGAAAGCUGAAAGUGAACUUUAUAAAAACCACCUUUGAUCAUUCCAGAACUUCUUGUGUCAAUUCUUCUUUGUACAUGUACCACUCCUCUAUGCCGCGUUUUAUAUUUCCAUUGCAUUGAUCCCGCUGCCUCCACUCCCUUCAGAGUUACGUUUGUUGCGUGCAUGUUAAUCCUCCCUGCAGAAAACCCCUUUGUCUGGGAUUUCUCAAUCAUUUUGUCUUGCAAAAGCAGGAAGCAGGAAGUGUGUGCUGAGCUCUGGCUCUGCCUUCAGUAUUGACCUAAUGAUUCAGCUGCCUUCCUAGAAAACUUAUUCAUGGCUCCAUUUGCUCUCUUGCCAAAGCUGAGUCAUUGGGAGUCACAUUAACGCUUAAGGACCCAUUUUGUCUUUUAGAUUAUUUGUUCUACCCAACUGGGAAUUUCCAGGAGCUGUGCCUGAACCCUGUCUGCCCAGUUUGUAUUUUCACUGAUGUGAGCAAUGUGUGCUGCUGGCUAUCCAUAAUUAGGAAACCAGAGACUAUAUUUGCAUUGUUUUAUAUGCAAUUUAAUAUUUGACCUAUUGUUUUCCCCCAAAGCUAGAUUUGAGGCUCAGGUGGCAUACAUUGUACAUUAGACUGUUUUAGGGGCAACACCUCUAUGGUGUGUUUAGUUGAGCUUCUGAUUCUAAUUGUUGUAAUCAUUGGAACUUGGCUCUUUAACAUUGCAGCUUUCAGUAUGUGAUGGCAUCUCUCAGCUAAGCCUGCAUGUGUUUAGUACAAAGGGCUGAGCUAUAGAAUGUGCUAGUACUCUAUACAUGUCUAAAACACAAGUUCUAUCUAAAGGUCCCUGCUACACAAGUAAGUGUUUAAGUCAAUGGCUGUAUCCUCCUUUUUUUUUUUUUUUGAGUACAAACAUGCCAAGUGAGUGAGUCAGCAGCUGAUGACGCAGAUGGGACCGUUUUACAAUUGGAUUUCUGCAGAAAAGGUACUCGGGCAUUAUCAUAAACAAAUAACAUGAAAUACUCUGUUUAAAACUUCACUUAAAGGGGAAGGUCACUGUACACUGAAUUUACUUUUUUUUAAUUUAUUUUUUUGUUUCACAGCUUUCAGGUUUAGAAUUUAAACUGCUAAUUGGAUGCUAAGAUCUGUUUAUCUUAGCAGAGUAAAAGAUGAAUAGGAUCAGUAUAACAAAACUAAAGUCUCACAGUGAGGCUGUUUUUUUUUUUUUUAGUUAGGCUAAAUGACCUAAGCAACUAGAUGGAAUUUACAGGCUUGAAAGAAACAAAUAGGAUGGCUAACCAGUAAAAAACAUAAACAUUUCAAAUGAACAAGGUAAACUUAACCUUAUUUUAAUUAAAUAUUUCCAUUCUGUUUGCUGUGUGCUUUUCAAUGUUCAGCUUGGCACAAGUGUUUAAAUGCUUUUGAUUUAAAGACGAAUAAGAAACCGUGCAUGCUACAAUCCAGUCAUUCCCAUCACCUGCUUUUUACCUUGCCCAUGCCGUCGUGACAUCUCCAUGGCUGUACCAUCCUGUCGGAUAGCUUAUCAGACUGAUGUUGACUGUUGGAUGUCAUGGCAACAACAGUCGGUAGGCUGUCUGACAUUUUGGUGUCUUUCACGUGACCAACUGUUUUCAUCAUUCACUUCUGUUUCUUUGGUUUGUUGCAGUGACUUCAAUUGUCUGUGUUUAUUAUUUCCAGUACAGGUUUCCAAUGUAAUAAAGUUCUUCACGUAAAGCAUUUAUAAUUUUAAAGGUAUACGGCCAUCAAAAUAAAAACAUUUUGUUUGUAUAAAAUAGUCCAAAUUUGAGGAAACCAUAAUUUUCUGGUGUACUGCCUUUCUUCAUGGUUGGGUGAAAGCAUAAUCUCAAGAAACCUCUAUUUUUCAUUCAUUUACAGUGGUGCAUCCCGGAGAGAACUUAAGGGGUAGUUCACAUUUAACUUUUAGUAUGAUGCCGUGAUAUUCAUUAGUUAGACACAUACAGUCCUAAGAAAUAGCCAUACAUUGGCACACAAAAAUUCUGUUGAGUAGCUUCAUUGUAUAUUCUCAUCUACUUUAAUUUUUCUACUUGUCGUUUGCAUUUACUAUAAAGCUCUGUGUGAGCUUCCCUGUCCAGGGGAGCAGGUUUUACCCAGCAUGAUGUGUUACUGUGAUACAAGAUUAGAUAAGCCUGCUUAUAUGUUUUGUACUGACACGGCCAAUUAGUUUUUUAGAACAAGGUAUAAAUACCUUCAGCAAGUCUGCAGCACACAACAUGGUCAAUCAUUAAUGGCUUCACGUUUCCAUUGCUAAAUUGAUUUUUGUGUCUCUUCUCCUGAAUUCCAGUACAUAGAACUUUUAUAUGCCCCCUAAGUGUUCUUAUUCACUCAUCUAUAUGUUUUGAAGGGAAACAUGUACAGAUAAAACGAUUAUUUUUCUCAAAUAAAUGUACAGCUGGGAAAAUA
This is a messenger RNA of Xenopus laevis (African clawed frog), 4828 nucleotides long. It is a transcript of the gene vmp1.L, whose product is annotated as vacuole membrane protein 1 L homeolog. Gene Ontology annotation, biological process: plasma membrane phospholipid scrambling. Bases 169 to 1389 code for a protein of 406 amino acids. The record is from RefSeq and is a predicted model, not a curated record. The transcript has 12 exons. Gene Ontology annotation, cellular component: endoplasmic reticulum membrane; plasma membrane; vacuolar membrane. Lineage: Eukaryota; Metazoa; Chordata; Amphibia; Anura; Pipidae.